AGUUGUCAUAGAGACAUCUAUGUGGCUAUUGGUGAUUUAACAAAAAUACAAAGAAGAAAAUGCAUCAUGGGCAAAGUGGUGCAGGGGUGAUGUUUCAUUCUUCUUUGGCUUUUGUUGUGAUCUUUGGCUCAAAAAACAGAUUUAUCACAACGUUGACAACUGGAUUGAGAGCAAAACCAUUAGCAUCCAAAGUUGGGAGUCUCAUUGUUGUUGCUUCAAUUGCAAAAGCUCUUUCAGAGCCUGGAGGAACUAGAAACCUGGAUAAGAACAUGGCCUCUGUUAACUUGUCUGAGGAUCUUGUUCUCCAAAUUCUCUGCAGGAACUCUCUGGCAGCAUCUAAAAAGUUGGAUUUCUUUCACUGGUGCUCUCUUAGGCCCAACUACAAGCACUCUGUGGGUACUUACUCUCAGAUGUUUCAUACAAUCUGUCACUGCCCUCAAUACCAUGAUGAGAUUUUUAAUCUUCUCACUUCCUUGAAGCGUGAUGGCUUGGUCCUUGAUUCAACAACCUUCAAGCUGAUCCUCGAUGCUUUUAUCCGAUCUGGAAGAUUCGACUCUGCGCUGGAAAUUUUGGACCACGUGGAGAAAGAUUUAUGCAUGACAAUCUCGUUAAACCCUGAUUUGUAUAGCUCUAUCCUCAUUGCCCUUGUCCGUAAAGGCCAGCUUGGUAUAGCUCUUUCAAUCUUCCUCAAACUCUUGGAGAAUUCCAGUACAAAUGGAAAUAGUGGCAUUCUUGAUGCUGUUUCUUGUAAUGAGCUGCUUGUUGGUCUUAGGAAGGCUGAUAUGAGGGAUCAAUUCAAGCAAGUAUUUCAUAAACUGAGAGAAAUUGGAUCCUUUCCGUUGGAUAGAUGGGGUUAUAAUAUAUGCAUUCAUGCAUUUGGGUGUUGGGAUGAUCUGGCUACUUCUUUAAGUCUCUUCAAAGAGAUGAAGGAUAAGAGUGGUUCCUUUAGCCCUGAUCUAUGCACAUACAACAGCCUUAUCCAAGUGCUGUGCUUGGUUGGCAAGGUAAAUGAUGCCCUUGUUGUCUGGGAAGAACUCAAGAGCUCCUCUGGUCAUGAGCCUGAUUUAUUCACUUACCGUAUCCUCAUUCAGGGCUGUUCUAAAGCCUACCGGAUAGGUGAUGCAUCGAAAAUAUUUGCUGAGAUGCAGUAUAGGGGGUUUCGUCCUGACACUGUUGUUUAUAACUCCCUCUUGGAUGGGUUAUUGAAAGCGAGGAAGUUAGUGGAAGCUUGCAAUUUGUUUGAGAAAAUGGUUGAUGAAGAUGGUGUCAGGGCUUCUUGUUGGACCUACAAUAUACUCAUUGAUGGCUUGUUCAGGAAUGGAAGGGCUGCAGCUGCAUAUAGCUUGUUUCUUGAUCUGAAGAAGAAGAGCAAUAACUUUGUGGAUGGAGUAACUUAUAGCAUUGUUGUUUUGCAUCUUUGUAGGGAGGAUCAAGUUGAGGAAGCUCUGCAGUUGGUGGAGGAGAUGGAAGCUAGAGGGUUUGUUGUUGAUUUGGUUACCAUAACUUCCCUUCUGAUUGCACUUUAUAGGAACGGUAUGUGGGAUUCGACAGAAAGACUGAUGAAGUACAUUAGAGAUGGGAAUUUUGUUUCAAAUGUUCUCAAGUGGAAAGCAACUAUGGAGGCAUCACUAAAAGUUCCACAAAGCAAGAAAAAGGAUUUUGCGCCUAUGUUUCCUUCGAGAGGAAACUUUACUGAUAUUUUGAGUCUAUUAAGCUCAGCUGACAGACAAAUUGAUUCUAGUCUUGCCGCAGGAAAUGUUGAGCCAAAAGUUGAUGAUUUUGAUGAGUGGUCAUCUUCCCCACAUAUGGAUCUCCUUGCCAAUGAAGUCAGCCCUGCCAGUUUAUUCUCUCUGUCUAGAGGAAAAAGGGUUGAGGCCAAGGAAACUGAUUCUUUUGAUAUCGACAUGGUCAAUACGUACUUAUCCAUUUUUUUGUCCAAGGGGAAGUUGAGCUUGGCUUGUAAAAUAUUUGAGAUUUUCACCAACAUGGGUAUUGAUCCAGUUAGUUACACUUACAAUUCCAUAAUGAGUUCAUUUGUUAAGAAGGGUUACUUCAAUGAGGCUUGGGGUGUUCUCCAAGGCAUGGGUGAGAUGCUUUGCCCUGCAGAUAUAGCAACCUAUAAUGUUAUAAUUCAAUGCUUGGGAAAGAUGGGAAGGGCAGAUCUUGCCAGUGCUGUCCUUGAUAAAUUGAUGAAGCAAGGUGGCUAUCUAGACAUAGUUAUGUAUAACACAUUGAUUAAUGCACUUGGGAAGGCAGGUCGUAUAGAGGAGGCAAUCAGGCUGUUUCAUCAGAUGCAGACUAGCGGGAUAAGCCCUGAUGUUAUCACAUACAAUACACUCAUUGAAGUUCAUUCUAAGGCUGGGAGACUGAAAGAUGCCUACAAGUUCUUAAAGAUGAUGCUGGACGCAGGAUGUGCCCCAAACAAUGUGACUGACACAACGUUGGAUUUUCUGGAGAUGGAAAUAGAAAAAUUGAGAUACCAUAAGGCAUCAAUGAACCGCUCUGCAGAUGAUUGUUCUUAAAGAGCAAGCUUGUGGUUGUCCUUGCUAAAGAUGAUUUGCCGACUUGAAUAUGAAUAGAAGCUCUCAGGCAUGAACGUGCUAAUCUGCAGGAUAAGAAAACAGAAUGAAAAGUUCACAGUUGCAGCAGUCUUUAUAGAAGACCUCUUGGAUCUCAGUGAGGAAAAGUUAGUGGAAGACCUCUUGGAUCUCAGUGAGGAAAAGUUACUGGAUACAGGUUACACGCCUGAUUUGAAGCUGUACCUGACCAUAAAACCAGGGAUCCAACUUCACUGCUUAAUCGGGUGACGCUCAACAAAAGUUGGGUCGCAUAUCAUUUACCCCGCAUGUAGCACCUUGCCAAGCCCUCACGUACAGAACCACCAUCACCACCACCGUGGAGAGGAUUAGAGUUCAGCGAUGCCACCAAAUGUCCAACAGGAGCAGCAGCCUCACCGCUGUCAAAAAUGCUUAUCAAUCUAUACAUUUACCAGGAGAGCAAAAGUAACACCUCCUUCAAUGCUGCCUCCUCCAGAACUUCAAGUGAGGCAGGAAUACAUGAUUAGGCAGCAACAACAGGAAAGAGGAAGCUGGCUAGUGAGCAGAUGCAGAAAGCUAGUUAUCGUUGCCAAAUUUGUAACAUGUUGUAGCCCCAGGCAUGCCAAGUCCGAGCUGUUUUGUUCCAGGCCUCUAGAGAUGAAGUGAUAUUGUGUACAAGCAAAGAAUCGUUUUUUAUGGUCUACGCGUUUAUGUUUUCUGGGAUUUUGUUCAUCGCGCCUUCUUGAUAUGAUCUAGUUUCAAAUUUGUGUAGAGGACUACGACGAGCUAGAAGUUAUUUA
This is a messenger RNA of Coffea eugenioides, 3337 nucleotides long. RefSeq names its product pentatricopeptide repeat-containing protein At4g01570. The coding region runs from base 60 to 2522 and encodes 820 amino acids. Gene Ontology annotation, molecular function: protein binding. The record is from RefSeq and is a predicted model, not a curated record. The transcript has 2 exons. Lineage: Eukaryota; Viridiplantae; Streptophyta; Magnoliopsida; Gentianales; Rubiaceae.